Chironomus riparius is the source of this 1166-nucleotide messenger RNA. Lineage: Eukaryota; Metazoa; Arthropoda; Insecta; Diptera; Chironomidae. The record is from the annotation of a GenBank genome assembly.
AUGCUAUUAAAAAGUACAUUAAAAUUGUUAAAUAAUCCAGUUAAUAGAUUAUUAAUCAAUCGUAUUAAUUCAUUCAAUUAUGGCACAGUUACUAGUUCAAUCAAUUUGGAUUUUCUUAAAAGGGACAAAACGAGUAAAGCCAUGAAAGCAUAUCUCGAGAGAGCACAACAACACGACGAAUUCAUGAAAACACAAAAUGAGGAAUUCAAGAUUGGAAAAAGACAUUUAGCUAAUAUGAUGGGUGAAGAUCCGGUGAUUUACGAGGAUCAAGAAAAGAUUGACGAAGCAAUUAGUUAUUUGAUGCCAUCGGCUUUAUAUGACAAAAGAGCACGUCCGAUGAUGAAGCCUCCAGAGAAGAUCUUUCCCGAAAGAAAAGCAGCAGAAUUCGACGAAACUGGUAGAGCUCACCAUUUUCUAUUUUAUACCAGCAAGCCUAACUUCUUUCAACUGCUUUACGAUGCUGUCGAGCAUUUGAAUGGUCUUAAUAAGUUCGAGGAUAAUAUGACAAGGCAACAGAAAUCGGUUGAUCCUGCUCUUAGGCUGGAAUUGUCUGGUUCGGAAUGGAUUAAUCAAGAUCAGUUAGAACUGAAGUUGGUAGAGAAUAUUCAGCCGGUUGAAUACAGAUAUUUUGUGAAUGUAAUGAAUCGACUUAUUGAACAUCCUUAUUCUUUCCGCGUAAAAGAUUUUAUCGACAUAUAUAGGAGGCCUUUGAUGAAUCAAACAAUUAUUCUGGAUAUUCCAAAACCUCAUAUUGAUAAAGAUGGAAAGAGUUUUAUCACAGUUUAUGAGUGUCUGAGGAAAAAGGCUAGAGGGGAUGUCACUGUUAGAUUUCCCGGUUCUGGAAAAAUUUUGAUCAAUGGACAAGAUGUAACAUACUUUGAAUACGAUCAAAGUCGAGAACAGAUUUUAUUCCCUCUCAUAUUCACUGAAAUGCUGGAUAAAGUAGAUAUUGAAGCAAAUGUAGAAGGUGGUGGACCAUCAGGUCAAGCUGGAGCUAUUCGAUGGGGAAUUGCUAUGGGCUUAAGAAGUUUUGUUGAUGCAGACGUGGUUGAGAAAAUGAGAUAUGCUGGUCUCCUUCAGAGAGAUUAUCGCCGUAGAGAACGUAAGAAGCCUGGUCAAGAAGGAGCUCGUAGAAAGUUCACAUGGAAGAAGCGAUAAACAAAUAA